AUUUAUAUCUAUAUCUAUCUACUUCAAUAAUUAACAAUUAAUUAGGGUUUCCAAUUUAUCACAAAAAAAUGCAGAAAUGACUGCAACGCAACCUUCAAAUCAGUCAGAUCCAUUUCAGGACGACACUAUUUUUAACUUAUUUCCCCGCACUUUUCGCAAUUCCAAAGACGCCGUUAAAUCUAACGAUCUCAAUUCCAUUCACCAGUUUAUGACUUCACUCUCAUUACAAAAUCCCGAUAAGCAUUUGGAGGAAGCAAGGUUAGUUGUCAAUAGUGGUCCAGAGCUCCUGAACACCAAGGAUAGCGAAGCUGGUACAAAGGAGAAUGAAAACCUUCGAAAUAAUAGACCAGCUCUUGCCAGGAAACGUGCUAAGUUCUCUUUGAAGCCUGAUACAAGCCAGCCUUCUGCAAUCCCGGAACCAAGUUUUCAAUUGCAUCUCUAUAAGGAUCCAGAUGAAUUUUUUGCUGAAGUUGACAAACAAGAAAACGCUCUAAAAGAGUUGAAGAGGCUGGGAGUCAUUAAAGACCUAAAUGAGGCCAAAGUCUCUACUACUGUUAGGCAACUUCGUCCGGGAAUUUCAAAGAGAAAACCUACUUACAAGCAUCAUGUAUACUCUAGUCAGUCUCAAGAUGAGACAUUGCAAGAUAAUGUUGGUGUCUCCAGUCAGUCUCAAAUGGAUGCAUCAUGUGCUCGGGGGACAUUGCAAGAUAAUGUUGGAUUCUCCACCCAGUCUCAAAUGGAUACAUCAUGUACCCAAGAGUCAUUGCAAGAUCACAUUGAGAGUCCACCUGCUCACUAUUCACAACGUGAAUCUUUCGCUCCCAAUUGCCAAUCCAAGGAAAAGGAAUCAACUGCAUCAAUACGUAUGUCCAAGGACAAAGUCAACAAACUCUUCAAAGAUUUAUUAUCUGGUAAUAUCGAUGGCAACAAGGCAUUGCCGUCUUUAAUAGGGAUCAAACCUCGUGUUCGAGAAAAAUUGCAUCUUCCUGACAUAUCUGACAAUCCUCGAAUCGAUCUUUAUUCAGACAUAAACCAGCUAAUAGACAAGAGUAUGUUACCUGAUACAUGUCAUUUGUCAGAUAGUUUACAAGGGAAAUCACUUGGGAAACAGAACAACCCCUUGCUUCCCCUAGCUUCAACCACACCAUCUAAGAGCCCAUUCUCGGCAAUUUCCUCGUUUGGAAAGCAUUUAUCAAAGUCAGUUGAAGCAAUUGAUCCAUUCUCUUCCCAAGAUAUGGAAAUACUUCCCACCAAAGCUUCUGAAAUCAUCGGUGGGCGGUCAAAUGAUUCCAGCAGGCACAAAGACUCAGACAUUUCUGGCACUUUAGACUCAUUAGUGAAAAACAAAGUUGCAGUAACUCCUGCUCCUGACAUCUUGCAGAAGGUUUCACCUGAAACUUUGAAUCAUUUUCUAGAGCCUGAAAAUCUCCCAGAACCGUUGAUCAGCAUGGAUUUGGAUGCAAGGGACAAGGAUGCCAAUGAAGCUGGUUCUUAUGUAGAUAUUAAUGGACAAACAACCCAAAGCGUACAAGAAAAUGCCGAAGAUAUGGUGCAAAAAACCGGAUCUCCUAGAGAACCCAAUUUUGACAUUGAAGAUGCUACUGAUAAUGUUCAAUCCCACCGUUUACAAGAUAUGGACGAGAAUGUUGAAGGCAUGGCGGAGAAGUUGGGUUCAUUCACUUCAGCAGAAGUAAUCGACAUCUCUAUAACAGAGGGGUUGAAAAGCGAUAGUUUGCAGUCAGCUCAAACAGAUGCUAAUGCCACGCAGGAUCUUGAUGCAAGCAGACCUGCUCAAAAUACUGAUAUUGUUCCUGAGCAAAAUCAGGAACAUCGGAAGACAUCAGCACACAACAGAAAGAAGACAACAAAGGCACGUCAAACUAAUUUUAAAAAGCAGCGCCAAAGCCUAGCAGGUGCUGGUUCUUCUUGGGCAGCUGGUGUUCGUCGAAGCAGCAGGAUUAAAAGGAAACCGUUGGAAACUUGGAAGGGAGAAAGAUUUGUGUACGGUCGAAUCCAUAACAGUCUGCCAACAAUCAUUGGUAUCAAAUAUCUCUCUCCAGGAAAAUCAACCUUUAAGGUUGAAUCUUUUGUUUCGGAGAAGUACAGAGACCUUGUUGAGUGGGCUGCUUUGCAUUAACAUUCUCUUGUAAGCUGCGUUUCUGUUUUGCCCUGUCUCACAGCUAAGCAUAAACAUUUUCAAAGUCUGCGCACAUUCUAAUAUGGGCGUAUGAUAUAUCUUCACCCUUCUCGAGUGAAAACAAAACCCAUGGAUAUAGGGCUGCAUGUUUUAUGCUUUAGUGUAUAAUCAUUGAAUGGUUAAUGUAAGCAUAUGUUGAGUUUGUACGGCACCAAGACUCUAGGGUAUAUUCUUCAGUUGUAAUUGUUUUAAUUAUGUUGAAGAUUCAUCAAAUCUGCAAACGUAUAAUUUGCAACCGAUCUAGACAUUAUUAGUGUAUGCAUAUCAUUUAUGAUACGAUGACGACCACAUGACCAAGACAAUGUUAGCCAUCUUUGUUAAUGAACCACUUUGAUGUCACUUCAAUAUUA
Messenger RNA from Erigeron canadensis, 2547 nucleotides. RefSeq names its product centromere protein C. Gene Ontology annotation, biological process: kinetochore assembly; spindle attachment to meiosis I kinetochore; attachment of mitotic spindle microtubules to kinetochore. Lineage: Eukaryota; Viridiplantae; Streptophyta; Magnoliopsida; Asterales; Asteraceae. The record is from RefSeq and is a predicted model, not a curated record. The transcript is spliced from 12 exons. Gene Ontology annotation, cellular component: kinetochore. The coding region runs from base 77 to 2137 and encodes 686 amino acids. Gene Ontology annotation, molecular function: centromeric DNA binding.